Messenger RNA from Penicillium malachiteum, 315 nucleotides. RefSeq lists its product as uncharacterized. Lineage: Eukaryota; Fungi; Ascomycota; Eurotiomycetes; Eurotiales; Aspergillaceae. The transcript has a single exon. The coding region runs from base 1 to 315 and encodes 104 amino acids. The record is from RefSeq and is a predicted model, not a curated record.
AUGUCUACAAUUUCGAAGUUGCCAGUGUUGAAGGACUGGCACCCUGCUGAUAAUGACAGAGAGCCAGUGAAAAAUUGGGAGGAUCGGUGGCAGCACCUACCGACCCCUGAUUUUGAAGCACCAGAACUCCUUUGUGACACAGAGCUCUGGCAAGAUAACCUUCUUGAUCCAAAUAUCCCCAAACCUGACACUGUUUUCAAAUACAAGGAUGGUAGAGAGGGAUCAUGGGUGGAAUUAAAGUCCAUAGGACUUCGAGUCUUGGCUCCACUUACCGAGGCCAACGCGAACCCCUAUCUCAAAGUUAUACUUCCUUGA